This is a messenger RNA of Neolamprologus brichardi, 2928 nucleotides long. The record is from RefSeq and is a predicted model, not a curated record. NCBI's taxonomy places the organism in Eukaryota, Metazoa, Chordata, Actinopteri, Cichliformes, Cichlidae.
GUUCGUACAAGACUUUUAUCUGUCACAGCAAUGUAACGGGCUGUACCGUUAUAAACCACAUCCAAGGGGUGUAAUUUUAAACUAGGGCGUCAAUAUAUUGAUGAUUUUACGAUAACUUUUGAUUUUACAUUCAGGCUUCGAACUCGCUACCUAAAAGCGGGGUCUUUCACUUCACCGUCGCGACUCAAAGGACUUACUUAACCUAAACUGUUUAAAAGUGACACUCCCGGGUGUAAAUGUGAUAAUUACUGACGCUUCACCUUAGAGCUGUAACUUUGCUGCUCCGAGUCAUGCUUUCACCCGAUUGGCUGUUUGACAGGCGCGUGCGAAAUGAGCUGUGAGGUGUGUCCUUUCUGCGGGAAAACGUACAAAAGGUUGAAGAGCCACUUGCCACAUUGCAAGGCAGCUGCUGCCUCUAAAGCACCACCAUCCAAACCAGAUGUCACAGCAAACCAGACAGCAUCGUCUUCUCAGCUGGACUCGGUUUUGUCCAGAGCAACAGCAAAGGGAAGGAAGUCAUCGUCAGUCAUAACAGAUCUACAAGGACAGACGCGUAAAAGGGACACAGCAUCAGGACCAUCAAAUGCAACAUCUUCAUCACCACGAACAUCAUCAUCCAUGACAUUACUUUCACCAACUACAAAGACGAAACAAAAGCUGGUUGAUCAAAUAAAGACAAGCACCCUUUUGUUAUCUCCAUCUCCAGCUCUGCCCCCCACCACUUCUAAACCAAAAAAGAAGAGUCUCCGUGCAUUGAUAGAAGCUGCUAAGUAUGACCAAAUUACAAAGGAAUCACUAAAGGUGUCUGAAACAGAACCAACUCUAAGCUCCAGAAACACAGCUCAGACAGAGCCCAAAACUAUCUCAGGCAAAGACUAUGCCCAUCUGUCUGCAGACGCUAAACCCAAAGAUGCAGCUAAGAAGACGCCAAAGACAACAAAAUCGGCACCUGUGGGUCAGUUUUCCAGCCUUCUUUCCCCUCUUGUAUCACAAAGUCUGCCAGUGAAGGUGGAGACAGUGGAGAAGCCCGAGGUCAGGAAGCAAAGCACUGCUGAAAAUCCAAACGAAGGAGCUCUGACACACCGGAGUCUUGGACAGGUGAGACUGAGGGAAUUACCUAAAUGGCUUGCCUGCAAAGCCCCAAGCCAUCCAAAAGAUGCUGUGGGAAUGUUGCAAAGAGGCUGGCAGUGGUAUUACAGGCGGUAUAUUGAUGUGAGGAAAGGAGGUGUAGGUGGACUGGGCAUGUUGUUAGCAGGAUACUGCGUGCUCAGCUACAUCUGGAGUUACCGCCACAUAAAGCUUGAUCGCUGGAGGAAGUAUCACUAAUGGUCAAGGAAAGAUACUUGGAGCAGCAGCAUUGACAGAGAAAAGAUUCAGAACUUCAGGACUCCAUAUGAUGAAUUUGCACAGCAUAUAUAACUGAGAAUUUGGUACCGUUACUUGUCAGCAUGUAAGCCCUUCCCUUCAGCCAAUUUUGUGUAUUCUGUCACCAGCAUACAUUGUGGGAGCACUAUAUAGUAUAUAAAUAAUAAAUAGUGAAGAAAGUGCAAGAGUGCCUUAAACUGAAUUCUUUGGAGUGACCACAAGUGUACAACUCUUCUGGUUGGAAAACAAGUACAGGUGUAUAGAAGUCUAUGUCAAUUCUCCAGUGAGUUUAGGGUCUCAGUAGCUAGUUUCAAGCUUGAUUGAAUGCAACAUGCUUAUUUUUUGAAUUAAAUGGUCACUUCCAUAUAAGCAUACAGAUCCCCCUCAAUUUAACCCCAGAUACACUCAUGACAACAGGACAAAUGCUCAACUCUAAGCUUCACAUUGGGACUGCGUUGACUUCAUAGUGCUUCUAGAGUUCCUCUAGAAGCAAGUCUUGCCGUUGGGUUCUUGUUUGGGCAGUUUCAUUUCAGUGGUCACUGGGACAUAAAACUGCAUGUGUGGUAUCACCAGUCAGAUCUGAUAAAACUGGCUGAAUCCUGAUGACUUUUCCCCAAAAUAAGCCUUUUUUGUUCCCGUUUGUCUUACUACCUUGUUUGCUUUUGCUGAAUUUUCCCAGAUAUUUAUAUUUAGAAUUGGGUGUCGUGUGUUUCUUUCAGUCUCUCUGGUUGUCCAUCUUUUGUAUAAAAUCUAAAAGCAUAUGUUAUGAAGACAGACUGCAUGAUUAUGAAUUUUCCUAAUUAAAUUAAUUGCAAACGAAUACGAAACUAAAACAUGUAACGUUUCAUUAUCUGUAUAAGGUUUCUAAAAUGAAAGCUUGUCAUGCUACAUUGUAUUAUUUUAAAAUGCUUAUGUUUUUGUGUUUCUUUUAUUAUUCCUGUUUUAUUUAUUUCAUGGAGAAAAUGUUAAAAAGUAUUUGCUUUAAAAAAAAAAAACAGCUUUUUUAAGAGUCAAAACAUUUUUCCUCAUCAGUGACCACUGUGUGUUCCAGACAUCCACUAGCUGUCACUGUUGGGUUAUGUUACUUGAACCAAAGGGGGCUGGGCAGUCUAAUGUCUGCUGUGCAGUUUUCUCAGCUCUUUUGUGUAGAGGCAUCGGCACUGGAGUCCAUAAAAGGAUUAAAGAGAACCAACAGAUUUCUAACUUGAUAAAAUAUUACUUUGGCAGCUGUGAUGCAGAGAAACAUGAAAUCUAAAUGUCAUGACAUCAGUGAAAAGAUCAUAUCUGUGCAGCAGAGGGUAACAAAUCUGGUUUUCCUUUGCCACUGCUUCCUCUGUCACAUGAUGUGAUUAUGCAUGCUUAGUCCAUCAGUCCCAGUGUGUGAACCCUCACAGAAUAGCAAUGGAGGGAAAUCGAAGGAGGUUUUCAGCCGGACUGGACCAGUUCCUUGUUGUACACAAAAUGGAUUUAUUGUUGAAUCUCCUAACUGCUGUAUUGAACAAAUACAAAUAAAGAAACAACAGCAUUUUCUUUUGUAAUGACUUUACUGACACUGCUUCUUAG